Adineta steineri is the source of this 1167-nucleotide messenger RNA. The record is from the annotation of a GenBank genome assembly. Lineage: Eukaryota; Metazoa; Rotifera; Eurotatoria; Adinetida; Adinetidae.
AUGAGUCGAACUGUAUUAAACAAACUUUUAUCUCAAUCAUUUGCAACUUAUCAAGUUCUUUUCAAUGAAUUAUCAUUUCAUAAUCAUACUGCACAUCAUUUAGGUUCACUUUAUUUAUUAGGUGCUUCCGAUGAAAAACUUGAAAAAGCUUAUAAAACAAUGUGUGCAGAUCUUGAUCCACAUGUUCCAUCACCUGAAAAAAUAACUCUUUCUAAUUGGCGAAAUUUUCUUGGUAAUAAACAUUUUUGCAAAGGUUAUUCAGAUUUUUUUCAAGAACAAUUAACAAACAAUGCUGAUAAUUGGCAAAAAAAAUUUAAAGAAUUUUUAUUAGAUAAUGAAAAACAACCAUUAAUUAAUGGUGUUAUUGGUGGUCUAGCACAUCCACUUAUUCAUAUUGGUUAUGCAUUUGAAUUAAAUAAUGAAUUUGUAGGUAUAGAAGCAUUAACAUUAUCUGCUGUUGCUUAUAAUUAUCUUCAUGAAGUUGUUGAUAAAUUAAAAGCACCAACUUCUCCUUCAAAAUCAUCAAUGGAAAUUUUUAAAAAUAUUCAUUCCGAUCAUCAAAUACCAAUUUAUGAUACACCUGGUGUUGAUAAUCUUGAAGAAGCUGUUAAAAAUUGUAACGAACGUAUUCUAUAUCAUUAUAAUCAAUGGAAAAUUAAUGAUAAUAUUGAAAAAACAAUCGAAGAAUUAUUUGAUUUAACUGUUUAUAUAUAUGGUGCAACACAUAAAUCAAAUCAAAUAGAAUUUGAUUUUUUCCUACUUCAUCUAUUAACUUCUAUGCAUGCAAUUCGUAUGAUACAUUCACAUAUUGAUAAUCAACAGGUCUUUCAACAUAUUUUAUUUCAAUUUUUUUAUUUCGCUAUUGUUGUUUAUAUAUCACAAUUACGACCAGAAAUUAAUGAACAUCUUAUUAAUGAUUAUAAAAUAGAUAAUGCAGUAAAAACUUGGAAUUAUGUUAUUGAUAAAACAUUAAAUACCGAAUUAAUUGAUGAUGCUCAUCUUGUUAAAGUUGUACGAGUAUUACGAGAUGCAGAAAAAAUUUAUGGAGAUAAAAAUGGAUUUUAUUUGAAAACUGCAGUUAAAACUGUUGAUAAUUUACAUCUGGAAAAUCUGUGGAUUGGAGGAUCCGAUAAUCCACGACAAUUAAAUGUACUUAAACAAUCAUAA